CGGCUUUUGUUUAUCAGUCAUCGGCAUCCCUAAUCCACCUAUAGCACCUGUUUCGUUACCACACGACGACAACUCCAGCGAUACUACCAUUCUGAUUAACCUUCAUGACCGCGAUCGACUCACGCCAUCCCUAAUAAUUACAGUUGUCUCCGCUGUCGUCGGCUCCUUUGCAUUGCUUCUCACUCUCUACGCCUACCUACGCUUUAGCCGCCGCACUCGCCGACAACUAUGUAAUACUGGAUCGGAAGCAGCAGCUGAUGCUCUCAACGACAAUGACCGGUGGUGUUCUACCUCUCGGCGGCAAGAUCGAACACCACAUCUGGUAUAUCCGAACGCAGGGUCUUGAUGAUAGCACGAUCGCGUCGAUCACCUCCUGGAUUUAUAAAUCUAGCGACAGCCUCAUCGAUAGUAAGGAUUGUUCUGUUUUCUUUGGCGAGUUCUAUGAUGGCGAACUGGUACGCCUGCUCCCCAAGUGUAGCCACGCCUUUCACCUACCCUGCAUCGAUAAGUGGCUCAAAUCUCAUGGUAACUGCCCUCUCUGUCGCGCUCCAAUAGUUUCUCCGGCAACUGCCACUGUACUCGCACCUUCUCCUGCUUCUCUUGCGAACCGCCGUCAUCUCAAAUCUAGCAGACCCAGUAAUUGGCUCCCCUGCUCAACUCAAAACCUCACAAAUCGAGGCCUUGCCAUAGGAAAACGUUAGCGAGGAUUUUUGAGGUCGGAAUUGUGAUCUACCAAAGUGGAGUAUCAUCUUCUCGGCCUGCAACUUCACAACUGCCGCCUAAUUCGUUAGAAGAAGAAGAUAACUUGCAGUCAAUCCGGCGAUCGGUUUCAAUGGAUAACUUCUCUCUGGAUGUGAUUAUCAACCACGGUAGGGCAGGAGAGUACUCAAUAGCUUCUAAUCGAGAGAAACCA
Molecule: messenger RNA, 913 nt
Organism: Phalaenopsis equestris
Lineage: Eukaryota; Viridiplantae; Streptophyta; Magnoliopsida; Asparagales; Orchidaceae
Product: E3 ubiquitin-protein ligase RING1-like
Exons: 1
Coding region: 258-701 (147 amino acids)
Biological process (GO): protein ubiquitination
Source: RefSeq, a predicted model, not a curated record